Silurus meridionalis is the source of this 6039-nucleotide messenger RNA. RefSeq names its product ubiquitin specific peptidase 38 (gene usp38). Lineage: Eukaryota; Metazoa; Chordata; Actinopteri; Siluriformes; Siluridae. The coding region runs from base 821 to 3859 and encodes 1012 amino acids. Gene Ontology annotation, cellular component: nucleus; cytosol. Gene Ontology annotation, molecular function: cysteine-type deubiquitinase activity; cysteine-type endopeptidase activity. Gene Ontology annotation, biological process: ubiquitin-dependent protein catabolic process; protein deubiquitination. The record is from RefSeq and is a predicted model, not a curated record. The transcript is spliced from 11 exons.
AUUGCAGAAGCGGAAGGUCCCCUUGUUAGUUCUCAGACCGUAUGCCGCACACUGCAACAAGUCGGUUUGCAUCUCCGUCGUCCCAGAAGGAAGAAUCUUCUGAAGCUGGCUCACAAAAAAGCCCACAAACAGUUUGCUGAAGAACAACCUGUCUAAGAUCAUGCAUUACUGGAAUUAUGUCCUUUAGUCUGAUGAAACUAAGAAACUUGUUUGGAUCAGAUGGUGUCCAGCAUGUGUGGUGACACCCUGGUAAGGAGGACCAAGACAAUUGUCUUAACUACAGUCAAGCAUGGUGGUGGCAGCAUCAUGGUCUGAGGCUGCAUGAUUGCUGCUGGUACAGGGAAGCUGCAGUUCAUUGAGGGAAGCAUGGAUUCCAACAUGUUCUGUAUCAUUCUGAAGCAGAACAUGAUGCCCUCCAUUCAGAAACUGGGCCGAACUGAGGUUUUCCAACAUAAUAACGACCCCAAACACACAGACAAGAUGACACCUGCCUUACUGAGGAAGCAGAAGGUGAUGGAAUGGCCAAGUAUGUCUCCAGACCUGAGCCCUAUUGAGCACCUGUUGGGCUCCUCAAACGAAAAGUGGAGAAGUGUCAUGUGUCUAACAUCCAGCAGCUCUGUGAUGUCAUUAUGGAGAAGUGGAAGAGGAUCCCAGCAACAACCUGUGCAGCUCUGGUGAAUUUCAUGCCCUGGAGGAUUAGGGCAGUGGUGGAUAACAACGGUGCUCACAACAAAUAUUUACACUUUGGAUACAGAUUUGACAUGUUCACUUGGCAGUUCCUGUCCUCUCCAGCCUCCCCAUGGUGCAGUAGAGCUCCAUAAUGGAUAAGAUUCUGGAAGGUCUGGUGAGCUCGUCUCACCCGGUCCAUGUUAAGCGAGCCAUAGUGAAGAUGGUGGUGGAGGCGGCUGAGAAAGAAGUGACCCCGGAUCAGUGUCAGGCCCUGUACCAUCUGACUGCACGCCUCAUCCUGCUCGGCGAGGACGCCUUCCAGCGGCAGGUGGGUCUCCAGGUGCAGGAAGCCUACGCGCGAUACCACCGCGACGAGUUUGCCCGGUUCCUCAGUAAAGAUUACGUCCUGGAGCUGCUGCGUCAGGGCUACGGCCCUCUGGACCCCCGUGAUCUGACCAUACUGGACUUCCUGCAUGGCUGCCUGAGGCUCCUCAUCAGCUGCCCGGCUGUGCUCGAGCUCGCCCCGACGCUGCAGACCGAGGUCCUGCGCAUGGUGUGCGAGCGACCCAACGCCACGUUCUGCAGCAAACUCGCCACGCUGCUCAGCGACUUUCCCCAGUGUGUGCCGCGCAACAAAGCCGCAGUGCCGUUUUGCCAACAGCUGGUGCGCACGUUCGCACAUCUUCAGUGCUCAGCGGCCGAGGAGGCGGAGUUGAGACGAUACGUUAGGCAGGUGGGCUGCGUGGCUGCGUUGCUGCAGGGCAUCUGGAAGGCAGAACCAGCCACGAUUCUUCCCUCACUGCAGGAAGUGUUCGCUGUUAUCUCCUCAACAGAUCCAUCCUUUGAGCCAUCCAUUGCUCUGGCUAGUCUGGUGCAGCACAUCCCCCUGGAGAUGAUCAAAGUCCUCAUCAAGAGCCUCACCACCGACCAAAAUGUCAAGGACGCCAGCAUGACCCAGGCCCUCAGCAGAAUGAUCGAUUGGCUCUCAUGGCCGCUGGCCAAUCACGUAGACAUCUGGGUUAUCGCUCUUCUGAAGGGGCUGGCUGCCGUGCAGAAGUUCACCAUCCUCAUCGAUGUCACUUUGUUGAAAAUCGAACUGGUCUUUAAUCGUCUGUGGUACCCCAUAGUGAGACCGGGAGCAUUAUCAGUCCUCUCUCACAUGCUGCUGAGCUUCCAGCACUCACCAGAGGCCUUCCACCUGGUGGUCCCUCACGUGGUCCCGCUGGUGAAGUCUUUGCAAAGCGACGGCCUUCCUACCAGCAAAGCCUUCCUGCUGCAGUUCACCGAGCUCAUCCACUGCAUGAUGUACCAGUACUCUGGCUUUCCUGACCUCUAUGACAGCAUCCUGGAAGUCAUUAAGGACCUCCCUAAACCCGGUGAAGAGAAGAUCAAGUAUGUGCUGAAUCAAAGUGCCUGGACCUCUCAGUCGAAUUCUUUAGCCUCUGGACUGUUGAGGCUUUCCGGCAAAUCGGAGACAGGGAAGACGGGACUUGUGAACUUGGGCAACACAUGUUACCUGAACAGCAUCAUUCAGAUGCUGUUCAUGGCUACAGAUUUCAGACGGAACGUGUUAUCUCUGAACCUGAACGGCUCGAAUUCGCUAAUGAAGAAACUACAGCUUCUCUUCGCUUUCUUGGCGCAUACUCAGCGAGCAGCAUACGCACCGAGGGGUUUCCUGGAAGCGUCUCGGCCGCCCUGGUUUACAGCCGGUUCACAGCAGGAUUGUUCCGAGUAUCUACGCUUCCUUUUAGACAGGCUACAUGAGGAGGAGAAGGAUCUCCGAGCUCUCCAGACAGCCCAUCCCAAGACCGUGUCCUCUGAUACCGAGGGUAACAAUGAGGCAAAAGCUCAGAAUGUGACCGAAACGCCGUCUCAUUAUCAGACUAAAGAUCUGGACACUGGUGAUGACAGACGGACUCUGGUGGAGCGAAUGUUCGGAGGUCGUCUUUCCACGAGCAUCCGCUGCCUGCAGUGCCACAGUGUUUCUGAGAAAGAGGAACCGUUUACUGAUCUCUCUCUUGCUUUUUGCCCAUCUGGAAUCACGGGCUCCUCAACAGCUCAGUUCCACCAGAGGGCAGUAAACGGCGGCAGCGAGAACCCCGAAGGCACUGCAAAGGACGAACGCAGCGUAGAACCCCCCAAGACCGAGGCGGCGCUGUCCCUGUCCGAUCUGCUCGAGUAUUUCCUGGCACCAGAGAUCCUAGAGGAGGAGAAUUGUUACUUCUGCGAACGUUGCGGCUCGCUGCAGCGGGCGGAAAGGGCCAUGCACGUGGCGACAGCCCCCGAGUACCUCGUCCUCACUCUUUUACGCUUCUCGUAUGACGCGAGGUGCCACGUGCGGCACAAAAUACUGGACAACGUAGGUAUCCCGCUGCACGUGCACCUGCCUGUUCACCAGCACCACUCUUCUGCAUCUUCACCGUCUUCGUCCUCAACGUCUCCACCAUCGGUGCAAAUGGACUCUCCAGGGAGUUGUGAAAACUUGGCCAAGAAGUUGAAACCUUCCCAUAAAGAGAAAGAGGAGGAAGACAAAGGAUUAACGGACAGGGGGAAAAGGGACCGGGAGUCAGGAGUACGACGUGUACCUUAUGUCCUGUGUUCCGUCGUGAUGCACUCUGGGAUGUCGUCAGAGAGCGGCCACUACUAUUCGUACGGCAGGAACUUGAGCAGUCCGUCAGCCGGGAAUUCUUUCAAGUGUCCGGAAUCGGAUUCCGGUAUCGGACUUUCAGAGGGCUCCACGGCUUCGCAGGAAGUACUGGAGCGUGCAGGGGAGGACUCCAGGGACUGGUUCCUGUUCAACGACAGCAGGGUGACCUUUACUAACUUCCAGUCCGUGCAGAACAUCACGAGCCGCUUCCCCAAGGACACGGCCUACGUCCUGAUUUACAGGAAACAGGAAGAGCUCGGAGCACAGGCUGGGGAUUCACAAACUACCGUUCACGGCUCCAGGUUCAAUGGGGAGCCACCUCUUCAUAAAGAUCUAAUGGAUGCCAUCACCAAAGACAACAAACUCUUCUUACAGGAGCAGGAGCUCAACGCCAGGGCUCGUGCUCUCCAGGCCGCCUCGGCUCCCUGCUCAUUUCGACCCAACGGCUCGGAUGACAACGAGCCCCCGGGAAGCUGUGGGCCCUCGGGUGGAGGAGGUGGUGGAGGAGGUGGUUUCAGCACUGUCAGCAGACUGGUCUUUUGAGAGUGGGCCACUUUCAGAUUCGAACAGAGCACUGGACUCACAAACUCAACACUGGACUUCCUUCUAUCCGAAUCCAACAUGCAGAAAAUAACUCGAAAACCUCACCUCAUAAAGCUUUCCUUCGCAUACAUAUCUUUUUUUUUUCUUUUUUUCAUGCAAAGUGUACACAAAAAGCACUUUUUUGGUAACGUAUUUAUUACAACACAUAGAGGGCCUUUGUAACACAUUGCAUACAAUUAUUUAUUUAUAUAUAAAUAUAUAUAUAUAUAAAUGCCAGAAAAUCCAUGGUCUUUAUAUAAAAGAGCGAAGAGAGAACAACCUUUAUCUCUGCAGAUCGACUUUUAAAGUUAUAAUUUUUUUUAUUAGAUAUUAAUACGUUUUUAUCAACAGUGCAUUCAUAUCUCAACGUUCUCGAUGAUGCGCUUUAGGGCUUCCUGAGUGUUAAUAAAUAAAUACAAAUCUGAUUAGUUGGAGGGCAUUCAAAUGGUCCAUUCCGCUGUCACAAAGUUGCAAUAAAUACAUAAAUAAUGAAUAAAUAAAAUGGUGCUUCAUAAAGGUUUUAAUUGCAAAUAAUGCACCAGUACAGUAGAACCCUUAGGUUAGGAGUUUAAUUGGUUCUGGGAUCGGGCUCGCAGCUUAAAACGCUCGUAUCCUAAAAUCAUUUUUCUCAUAAGAAAUAGAGGAAAUUCACUCGGUGUUCCACACCUCCAUAAAUACACAUAUACACUCCUUUUUAAAAGGUUUUGUAAUGGUUAUUAUUGUACAAAUUAUAACCCCUAACAUCAGAAAUGAAUAAUUUACAAUAAAAAAUUUAAAUAAUUGACAAAUUAACUCGGGCGUCACCUUUGAGGAGAGUCGUGGCUGGCGUGAGGGAGACGAGAGAGUUAACUUUACAAUGCAGCGCAAAAAGUCUAUGAAUACGAACGAUAGCGGUCACAACUCGACAACGAACACGAAGUCACAACUCAAAUAACAGUUCCCGAAGACGCUGCUUCUACGAGUGCUGCUCGGAGACUCGAGUCUCGUUCGUACUUUUUGCUCGCCCGCAAAAAUGGCCAUAUGGCGCGAAAAUUUAGCUCGCAGGCCGAUGCAACACUCGUAACCUAAUACAAUGAAUUAAAUAUGUAUGCUCGUAUUCCAAUGUGCUCGUCAAAGUUACUCGUAACCCGAGGUUCUACUGUACUUCACUUCGAAUGCUGCAGUAAUAAGUAGAAACAGUUCACACCUUUUUCAAUGCAAAUGAAGCAGACGAAUAGCCAUAAUAAUAGAAUGGUUCUUUCUUCUUUCUUUUAUGUCAAUAGCAAUAUGCUUCGUAAAAAAUGUUUGUCGCAGGGUUUUGACAUUUACAUCAAGCCCCGAAUACCCGUGUGACCCUUACGAAUGUGUUAUGAAGGUUCCCCCGUAGUGUUACCCCCCUUUUUUUUUUUGUUACGGGUUGUGACCGAUCCAUUCACGGUCCUGCAAUCUUCAUAGAUACCACUGCUGUCUUACAGAGUCAGAACUGAUUCUGAUUACAUAAACCUCUACAGAAAUAAGAUUUCAGAUAUUUUUUUCUGAGUUUGUUUUCAAGCAGGCAGCCAUUCUCCACUCAGAACGCCAAACCGUCGUACUUGAACGAGCUCCUGUCUAGACGUCUGUAGGUUCUGUGGCGCGACUCUACUGUAGCACUGGGACUGAUCACCUGACGUGUUGCAAUACAUUUACACAGAAGGAUGCAAUACUAUUUCUUUUUUUUUUUUUUAAACCAUUGUGGAAUCGAAGCUAUAUUAUUAUUAUUAUUAUUAUUAUUAUUAUUAUUAAUAUAGAAGAAAUGUCGCUGAAUCGUCCUCGGAUUACAUUACAAAAAAAACCAAUGUGAACGUGUGGGAACAGAUUAUCUUUUGCAUGCUGAAUAUUUAAUUUGAAUUUGGUUUGAGGUGAAUUUUCACAAAUAUCUGUUUAUACAUUGCUAUUUUUUGCUUUCGGGGAGAAUUUUUUUAUUGCUCCUGUUGAUUUUAAAAUGGGUUUCAUGUGCCUUUGGAUACACAUUUACAUGAUUUUACAGGAACAUUUGACUGUAUUAUGAAUCAAAACUUGUGUAGCUAUAUUGUAGUGUUAUUUGGUGUGUGUGUGUGUGUGUGUGUGUGUGUGUGUGUGUGUGUGUCCCUCCCACCCCCACAGCAGUAAAGGUUCAUUUAUAA